CGCAAGUUUUGUUAGACAGUUUAAAUUGGCGACACAGGACAGUUCCUAUCCGUUCUAGCUGUUUCGUUGUGAGCCACAGAGCAGUGUAACCGCUUCACUAGGGUCUUUAAUUUCCUGUAAGCCAUUUCUACAGUUAGUUCUGCAUUUUACCACUCACAGCGUCUACCAACACUUACCUGUUGUAUUAGAAACCUAGCUUGGGACCCAUUCGCGAAUCCUUCCAUGCAAGCGCCCCCGGGGCUUCGCCCUGAGGCGUUGCGGACGCGUGGUGGACGGCUGCUUCACUACAAGGCACAAUACAAACGGCAUACUGAAGCCAAAAGGGCCUGCAUUUCAGUCGCUGCAUCACCGAGGGAGCAGCAAGGACGAGCAUCGCCACCAUCAUCCCGGACAUCAGCUCAGCAGGACCGUGGCCAACAGGGCCGCGGUGGCUUCACACCUGCCGAUGCGGAACUGGUGUCGCCCCGGAGGGCCUUUGAGAGCACGGAUUGGUUCUACUCUGAAGCAGCACAAAAGGAAUGGGUUCAAGCCAUGCAGCUGGACUCGCUGACUCCCGAGAUGCCGCAGCUGCUCCGUGACAUGGGGCUGCGCUACGACCCCGAGCGCCUAGCUCAGGUGCUGGGGGGCAGGUGGCCGCAGGUGACUGCGCGGGCGGUGCAGGUGUCCACCGCACUGGGUGGCUUCCUGGCCUCGCUGGCUCGCGACCGGGCAGUGGGGGCGGUGGAGGAGAACAUGGGGCGGAGGGCGGGGCAGCUGCGGGGACUGCUGGGCAGGCUGGGUCCCGCGCUGGUCAAGAUCGGCCAGGCGCUCUCCUCCCGCCCCGACCUGCUGCCCCGCCCCUACCUGGAGGCACUGUCGGAGCUGCAGGACCGCCUGCCCGCCUUCCCGCAUGAGAUUGCCAUGGCGGUCAUCGAGGAGGAGCUGGGUCGGCCGGUGACGGAGGUGUUCAGUGAGAUCAGCGAGCGGCCCGUGGCGGCAGCCAGUUUGGGGCAGGUCUACCGCGCCCGCCUACGCGCCUGCGGCUCCUACGUGGCGGUCAAGGUGCAGCGACCCACCAUCGGGGAGAGCAUUGCGGUAGACAUGCUGCUGCUGAGGCGGCUGGCGGGGGUGGCGGAUGCGCGACUGCCGCAGGUGAGUCAGCCGCUGGUGCCGCUGGUGGACGAGUUCGCUGCGCGCCUGUUCGCGGAGCUGGACUAUGUGCAGGAAGGUCACAACUGCGAGCGGUUCCAGCAGCUGUACGGCAACAUGCCCCGCGUCCGUACACCCAAGAUCUACUGGGACUACACGGCACGGAGGGUACUCACAAUGGAGUGGAUUGAGGGUGUGAAGCUAACCGACGGCGCCGCCAUGUCCGCUGCGGGGCUCAAUGUGGUUGACUUUGUUGACGUGGGGGUGGAGUGCACGCUGCGGCAGCUGCUGGAGCAGGGCUACUUUCAUGCGGAUCCCCACCCAGGCAACCUGCUAGCCACCCGCUCCGGCGAGCUGGUGUAUCUGGACUUCGGCAUGAUGAGCGAGGCGCCGCAGUACGCCAGGUACGCCAUCAUGGCGCAUCUGGUGCACCUGGUAAACAGGGACUACGAGGCCAUGUGUCGUGACUACUACGCGCUCCAGUUCGUGGAACCCUGUGUGGACACCUCCCCGCUGGCGCCCGCACUUGCCGCCUUCUUCGACACGGGCGUGCUGGCCGCCCCGGUGGCUCAGCUGAACUUCAAAGCCAUUGUGGAUGGGCUGGGGGAGGUGCUGUUCAAGUUCCCCUUCCGUGUGCCCGCCUACUACGCGCUCAUCCUGAGGUCGCUCACCGUGCUGGAGGGCCUGGCGCUGCAGGCUGACCCCAACUACAAGCUGCUAGCUCGCGCCUACCCCUACGUGGCUCGCCGCCUGCUCACCGACCCUGCACCCGAGCUGCGGGAGAGCUUCCAGGAGCUCAUCAUCAAGGACGGUCAGAUCCGGUGGGGUCGGUUUGAGAACCUGCUGCAGCAGGGCUCCCGCUCCUCAGACUGGCAGCCGGGGCAGCUGUGGCUGCUGGCCGAGUGGCUGCUGGCGCCAGGCGCGGAGGCGGGCGGGCUGCGGGCGGUUCUGGCGGAGGAGGUGGGGCGCCUGCUGGAUGCGGCGGCGGCGGAGGAUGUGAGGAGCAGGAUUGCGGAGAAGACGGGCUCCCCCUCCCUGGCGGCCGCGCUGGUGCCCCGGCAGCCGGCGGAGGAGGAGGCGCGGCAGCGGGCGCAGCUGCUGCUGGCGGCGCUGGCUCCUCCCCGCACGGGGCCGCCUGGGGGGGAGGGGCUGCUGGGGGGGCUGGGGGAGGGACUGGGGAGCUUAAAGGGUUCCGGCCCCUUCGGCCUGCCGCUCCCCCAAGACGCCCAGGCCGCCGCCUCCCGGCUGAGCUCCCUGGCCUCCUCCCUCGGCCCCCGCCUGGCCGCCCUAGCCGCCCAGCCGGGCAGUGGGGAGCUGCUGGGGGGGCUAGCCGGGCAUCUGGGCAGGAGGGCGGCGGCACGGGCCAUAAAGUUUGCAUUUGGAGCGCAACAGGCACUGGCGGGAGGGGGGGCGGAGGGGAGGAGCGGAGAGGGGAAAGGUGGGGAGGGAGGAGAUGAGGUGGCGCGGUGAGGCUGGUGGAAGGAGGAACGAGGAGGUGGGAACGAGAAGCUGGGUUGCUCACGCUGCCCCACCUCGGCCUGUUUCCGUUCUGGGGGCUACGACGGUCAUGCAUUUGUAUACCAGUUGGUGGGUGGAGGUGAAGGUGGGUGGUGAGAGACAACAAGGGGAACAUAUGAGCCAGGAAGCGAGAGGUGAGCUGUAACUUGGAACUGUUCGGCUCUGGUUUCUGCAUUGCGUGCCUGCUCGGAUUCGAUUACCGUAUGCUGCCGAUGGUGGUGUGGGGAGACUGUGGUGUUAUGGACUUUGUGGUUCAUGUGGAGGGGUGUGGGGAUGGGAUCUGGGGAGCAAAGGCAAUGGGUGGGGGUGACGGAGACGGCGAGGGUGCAGUGAGCGGCGAGUGAGGGUUGUAGUCAGCAGCCUCCUCGGCAGCAGGAAACGUGAUGAGAGGAGGGGAGAGAGGAAGGGAGGGUGAGAGAACCAUAGUAAAUAAGAGAGAAAUACGGGAGACGGGCAGGCUCGUGGGUUCUAGACCGGUAUUAUUGCAAUAGGUACCGUGUUCCCUUAAAAAGAAAAGACCCAUGAUAAGGGUCUUUCAAUCAGGUCCAUGCGCGGAAAGGGCGUGAAUUUGAGGGGGGAAGGCUGACGGAGGAGAAACGGAGGCUACGUGCGAUGGCAAACCUGUUUGUUUGUUUGCAACCCACGCGAGAGAGGAGUCCCAA
This is a messenger RNA of Astrephomene gubernaculifera, 3308 nucleotides long. NCBI's taxonomy places the organism in Eukaryota, Viridiplantae, Chlorophyta, Chlorophyceae, Chlamydomonadales, Astrephomenaceae. The record is from the annotation of a GenBank genome assembly.